AUGAAUGUUCCAUUACAGGACGGAAACAUGUCGUGGAUCAAUCAGCUCACGUCUCAAAUUCAGAAUUUUGCGCACGGUCUCGACCAAGAUGGCAAUCCGACGCCUGGGAAUGCGUUGCCAUCUGACGCACCCAUCGACGUCAAGGCUCUCCUGGAAGAGCGAUCUCGGCUCCAGGAUUCUCUGCUGCAGCUCGAUUCGCAGUAUCAGGAAGAGCGAAGUGAGAUGAUUUUUAUCAGGGACGAACUUCAGGCCAAACUUCAACGAGCCGAAGCAGAACUCAACGUUCUGCGGAAAGGCGGUGCCCCAGCCGCCGAUCACGAAGUCGAUCUCGAAGACAAUUGGGACGACGAUUGGGGCGACGGAGGGAGCACCAAACAGAAGCUCGAUGAGAGCUCUCAUGAGGUCGUCGAGCUGCAGAAGUCUCUGGACGAAGCUCAACGACAACUGUCGUCCGUGACAGAAUUGAAGAUCGAAAUCGACAGCUUGAAGCACGAGAACGUUCUGCUGAAGAACAAACUCGAUGCCAUGCAGGAGGAGAAUGAAAUGCUCGAGAACGAACUGGAGUCGCGGGGCUCAGCUGGAGUCCCAGCUCAGGCUCCAGCCGAGCCCGCGGCGCAACCCGGGUACGACUAUGAGGGUUUUUGUAAAGACGUAGUUUCGACGCUUCUGGGCGAAAGUGAUCUCAGCGCCGGGAGAAUCGAAGAAGCUCGUGAAGGUCUGAAGCAGCUGUCUUCAAAAGUUCAGAGGUUCGAGGAGAGGACUGUUUCUGUCGCAGAAAGCCUCGAGCAGAUGGAAGAUCAACGGAAGGCUAUCUUGGCGGAAAAAUCAGCCCUCGAGAACGAGCUCCAGCGACUGUCCGAGGUUGAGGGCGAACUGAGGCAAGUACGAAGUCAAUUGAAGAAAGCCACGGACGAUAAAUCGUCCCUGUCAACCAAGAUCGAGAGAACGAUGAGGAGUCAAGCCGAACUCGAAGCUCAAAUCGCCGAGCUCAGCAAGAACUCGGAAACGACAGUGGAUUCUUCUCGCGUAACUGAGUUGGAAGCCCUGUUGGAGAAGGAGAGAGAGUCUAGACGAAUUAUCGAAUCUGAGUUCGAGUCAUUCAAGGAUAACGCGAGAGCCGAAGCGGAGAAACUGGUCGCAGAGACCAAAUCGCGGGCGGAGGAGGCUCUCGCAGAGAUGAGGUCCGAGGCUCUACGGAGCGAGAAUGCCAGACAAGCUCUCCUGGAGGAAAAUCAAAACCUGAAGUUGUAUAUCUCAGAACUCAAGGAUCAAAACAGUGGAGAUGCAGCCGAAUGCGGUCGUCUCCGCGAGCAGAUCCGGAACCAGGAAUGUGGAAUCCAAGAACUCCGAGCCGAGCUUGACAAGUCGAAGAAAGAAUUGAUCGAGUGCCAGAUGAAAAUUAUCAAUCUCGAGGGCUCCCCCAGUCGAGGCUUGACCCCUCCCGCCGAGGCCGCUACUGCGGAGGAGAUCGCGUCGCUCAAACAGCGAUUGGAGACCAGCGAGCAGGAGCUCGAUCUCCUCCGGCAUAGUAGAGACAGUGUUGUCAACGAGUUGGAGACGGCCGAGAAUUAUAAGCAGCAGCUCUUGGCCCAGAUCACCAGCUUGCAGCAGGAGGCUGAGGCUAUGAAAAUCGUGAAAGUAUCCCGCGAUCAGAGUUUGGAGCAGUUGGCGAAUGAGAAGAAGCAGAUGCUGACCGUUCUCAACGAGAAGGCUCGGGAGAAUGCCGAGCUCCAGUCGAAACUCGGUGUGUUGAUGCAAGCCAUCAGCGAUGAGAAACUAGCUCGGACUAAGUGGGAGCAACAGCUCGCGGAAUAUCAGCAAAGAGUCAGGGAAGAACAGGAGAGUUCGGAGCUCCCUCCCUCGCUGCUCCCGAUCAUGAUCUCAGAGCUCAAAAUCGUUGAUUUCCAGAUCUCAAACUUAGAGAACGAGAUCCAGAAUAUCUCUCGAACGCUCGCGCACAAAAACGAGGAAAACAAUGAACUUCGUCAAAGAAUCCAGAGACUCCUCGACAACGAAACGAAAAUGAAACUAGAAAUCCAGAGGCUCACGACUCAUCUUGUCGAAGUCGAAGAGACGUAUACCAGAGAAGCCGUCUCGUCCGAGCAACGGACGAAGGCACUUCAGCAAAGGCUAACCGUCCUCGAGGAAAGCGCACGAAGUACCGAUUCUUCGGCGCAGGCGAUAACAGCGCAAGCCUCUCAAAGAGCCGAGAUGCUCGAAGCGGAGUUGGUCCAAGCUUUAAGCCAAAGGGACGAGGCCUUGGAUCAGGUCUCUACGCUGGAGGAUCAAAUUCAACAAAGUGCCGUCAGUCUGGCGAGUCUUCAGCUUGUCCUAGAACACAUGCAAACAGAGAAAGAUAACGGGACGAAGUCCAUGAGGAAGCACACCGAAUCCGAACUGAAGAAACUGAGCGAUCGUAUAAUCGAAUUGGAGGCCGCUCUCAACGCCAAAGACGAGACACUGAAUAACAUGAGUGAGACCGUCAAGGCCACGUCGAAGCUGAGCCAGCAGCUCCAGGACAAGAACACGGCUCUGAGCAGAAUACAGCUGAAAUUGAACGAGAAGGAGCAAGAGCUUCAGAGGGCCUUGGAGAAAUGCCGGAAAUCCGGUGGCACCGACGAUCGCGUCGACAAGCAACUCAUCAAGAACAUGUUACUUGGAUAUUUCACCGCCGCGCCCGAUAAAAAGGCGGACGUCAUGCGAUGCAUCACCGGGUAUCUCGAGUUCUCGGAGGACGAAAACCGUCGAAUAUCCUCGAGUGGGCCCAGGGGACUUUUUGGUAUCUUUGGGAGCUCUCCACCAGCGAGUCAGGACGCCAACGACUCCUUCACGAAUCAGCUGAUUGCCUACAUCGAAAAAGAGUCCACUCCGUCGACGCCCCUGAAGCUACCCACAGAGGCGGCCUCGGAUCGCUUACGCAAAGUUUCCUCCUCUUCGUGUCCCCCUGAACACCUCCAACGCCAGCAGAGCGCCUCGCCGUUCCGGCCAGACAACCCGUUAUUCAACCAUCUACCGACAUCACCAAUCGCCCCCUCGUCCACCAGCAGCCAAGCUUCAACGACCUCGGAACCUGAAGCCCUCCGAGAACUUUUGUCGCAGCCGAACGCGCCGUCUUGAAUUGCGCGGCCGAUGCAC
Molecule: messenger RNA, 3135 nt
Organism: Galendromus occidentalis (western predatory mite)
Lineage: Eukaryota; Metazoa; Arthropoda; Arachnida; Mesostigmata; Phytoseiidae
Product: thyroid receptor-interacting protein 11
Exons: 8
Coding region: 1-3117 (1038 amino acids)
Biological process (GO): Golgi organization; endoplasmic reticulum to Golgi vesicle-mediated transport
Cellular component (GO): Golgi apparatus
Molecular function (GO): small GTPase binding
Source: RefSeq, a predicted model, not a curated record